AUGGAGCGGCGUCGUUUAAUCUGCUCAGUGACCUUCCACGUUCUCGCCCUUGUGACUGUGAUCUGGUCUCUCUUCGUUCUGAUUGAGCGCGUCAUCGCUGAGGUGCAAGAACAGAACAUGGGCUGGGCCUUCUGGACUAAACUCCUGGUCAUUGCAAUAGGCAUUGGCGGUGGCCUCAUCUACACCUACGUCCAAUGGCGUCUCUACGUUGACCUUCUGAUCAGGUGGCGAGACCACAACCGCGUGCUACUUGUCCAGGUGCCACCGAAGGAGGCAUUGAAGGCAGAACGCAAUAACCGAGUCUCCGUUGGCCGACUGCCUGACCACGGCGAUCAGACUGCCUCUGGGCAAAGGCAACAGCAGAGCCAGCCGGAGACAGGUCGGUCGCAAGCAAAUGUUUCCGAAACACCGCAGGAAGGAGCAUCGGACGCUCCGCAGACGGGUCUUUCUGUGCCUCUGCAGGCCACCAACCGAUCCGACAGUAGGCCACAAAUUUACACCAUAUUCCCAGUCCCCCCAAGUCCACGACCAGCCCCACCGCCAUCCUAG
Messenger RNA from Spirometra erinaceieuropaei, 549 nucleotides. The record is from the annotation of a GenBank genome assembly. Lineage: Eukaryota; Metazoa; Platyhelminthes; Cestoda; Diphyllobothriidea; Diphyllobothriidae.